This is a messenger RNA of Akanthomyces muscarius, 357 nucleotides long. RefSeq lists its product as uncharacterized. Gene Ontology annotation, biological process: regulation of transcription by RNA polymerase II. Gene Ontology annotation, cellular component: core mediator complex; mediator complex. The record is from RefSeq and is a predicted model, not a curated record. Gene Ontology annotation, molecular function: transcription coregulator activity. Lineage: Eukaryota; Fungi; Ascomycota; Sordariomycetes; Hypocreales; Cordycipitaceae. The transcript has 2 exons. The coding region runs from base 1 to 357 and encodes 118 amino acids.
AUGUCGUCGCCCUCUGCGCCGCCCGACUGGAGCGAGCCGCAGUACGGCGGCUACUCGCGAUUCGAGAUUGAGCUCGAGUUUGUCCAGUCGCUCGCGAACCCGUUUUACCUCAAUCAUCUCGCCUCGCAGAAGCUCCUGACGCAGCCCGCGUUCAUCGCCUACCUCGCCUACCUGCAGUACUGGAGCCGCCCGCCGUACCUGAAGUACCUGACGUAUCCGGGGCCGACGCUGCGCCACCUCGAGCUGCUGCAGCAGGAGCGCUUCCGGCAGGACAUCAUGAGCCCUGACCUGGUGCAGCGGCUAGUGGAGGAGGGCAUGCGGAGCGCGGUGCAGUGGCAUAAAGAAGGGGCGACGUGA